UAGAACGGGAAAAAAGAUUGGGGUUUUGAAUUGAGGGAUGAAUUUGCGAAAUCGUCGUCUCAAGUUUUUGACGCCGGCGGUUUAUCACAACUAAGAUGGAUAAUCAAUCGGGCUUAGGGUUUGAGCUUAGCUGCUCAAUUUUGUGUUCGAUUUGAAAAUGGCGUCGGGGUUAUUAUCGAGAACUCUCUUUGCCCACCGCUUUCUCAAGUCAUCUUCCACUUCCUUAUCCUCCACCAAGCCUCAAUUCUUUUCAUCUGUUAAGAAAGCAUUCUACUCCCAAGCUGCACCAACCUAUUUCUCUUACAAAGUGGUGGGUUCGUUUACUUGUUGCCUUGCUUCAUCAAGAGUAGGAACAAUGGCAACAUUCUCAACACUGGCGGUCUACUCCAGUGAACCUGUUGUUUCCGUUGACUGGCUCCAUGCAAACCUCAAACACCCUGAUAUAAAGGUAUUGGAUGCAUCUUGGUACAUGCCAAACGAGCAGAGAAACCCUCUUCAAGAGUAUCAGGUUGCACAUAUUCCUGGAGCACUCUUCUUUGAUGUAGAUGGUAUAUCCGAUCGUGCUACAAAUCUGCCACAUAUGCUGCCAUCUGAAGAAGCAUUUGCAGCCGCUGUAUCUGCUCUUGGAAUCGAGAACAAAGAUGGGGUUGUUGUCUAUGAUGGGAAGGGCAUCUUCAGUGCAGCUCGUGUAUGGUGGAUGUUUCGAGUGUUUGGACAUGACAGAGUUUGGGUUUUAGAUGGUGGCUUGCCAAGAUGGCGUGCUUCUGGAUAUGAUGUUGAAUCCAGUGCAUCUGGUGACGCAAUUUUGAAAGCCAGCGCUGCCAGUGAAGCAAUAGAGAAAGUAUAUCAACGACAGGCGGUUGGACCUAUUACCUUUCAGACCAAGUUUCAGCCACAUCUCGUCUGGACCCUUGAUCAGGUUUGGAAGAACAUUGAAGAGGGAACGUAUCAGCAAAUAGAUGCUCGAUCCAAAGAUAGGUUUGAUGGUGUUGCACCAGAGCCUCGAAAAGGAAUAAAAAGUGGUCAUGUACCUGGGAGCAAGUGCAUUCCUUUUUCACAGAUGCUUGAUGGCUCUCAGACACUAUUAUCUAAUGAAGAGCUCAAGAAAAAAUUUGAUCAAGAAGGUAUCUCUUUGGACAAACCUAUAGUAACUUCCUGUGGCACUGGUGUAACAGCCUGUAUACUUGCCUUGGGCCUCCAUCGUCUUGGAAAGGCUGAUGUUCCAGUAUAUGAUGGUUCAUGGACAGAAUGGGGAGGGCAUCCAGAUACACCAGUCUCCACAUCUACAUCUGAAGCGUAGAUUCUACAUGCUUUUGACGAGUGCUUCGACAUAGGACUUUACAAGGUCUACUUUGUCCAUUUAAUUUCUUGUUGGUGAGUAUGACAGCAGCCGUUGUAUCAUGGAAUAAUUUGAUACUCAUAUAUAGUUAUGGCACAUAAAUAUGUCCAGUCUCCUAAGGUGGGAAGCCAAAUGAGGGUCUGAGGACGAGUUGCCAUCUCCCGUCAGGAUUAUUAUUGUUUAUAUGCGACAUUGUUGUGGUAGGACUUGGAUGCUACUAGUAUGAGCAGGUAGGGUAAAUCAAACCUGUUUUUGAGGGAGAAAGAGUGCCAGCUCACCGGAAAAUGGUGUUCAAAGGGGUUAUUCGUGAGGUGGAGGGGGUAUUAUUUCCCAACUAUUAAUGGUUAAAGUUGAAUUUAUUCGGGCUACUUGAUCAGGAGUCCAAGUUUUCGGAUCUUUAAUAAGCAACAAACAUUUGUUCUGUUUGA
Capsicum annuum is the source of this 1767-nucleotide messenger RNA. Its product is annotated as thiosulfate/3-mercaptopyruvate sulfurtransferase 1, mitochondrial. The transcript has 12 exons. The record is from RefSeq and is a predicted model, not a curated record. Gene Ontology annotation, biological process: transsulfuration. Lineage: Eukaryota; Viridiplantae; Streptophyta; Magnoliopsida; Solanales; Solanaceae. The coding region runs from base 158 to 1300 and encodes 380 amino acids. Gene Ontology annotation, molecular function: thiosulfate-cyanide sulfurtransferase activity. Gene Ontology annotation, cellular component: mitochondrion.